Messenger RNA from Penicillium odoratum, 2100 nucleotides. RefSeq lists its product as uncharacterized. The transcript is spliced from 3 exons. Gene Ontology annotation, molecular function: hydrolase activity, hydrolyzing O-glycosyl compounds. Lineage: Eukaryota; Fungi; Ascomycota; Eurotiomycetes; Eurotiales; Aspergillaceae. The record is from RefSeq and is a predicted model, not a curated record. Gene Ontology annotation, biological process: carbohydrate metabolic process. The coding region runs from base 1 to 2100 and encodes 699 amino acids.
AUGUCCUUCAACAAGACUAAGUUUGAUAUCUUCAACAAAGCACAAGAUGGGAACAUAGGAUAUGGCAAUCAAUUCAACCCCGCUAUCCCAGCUUUACGGCUGAUGAACGAGCUGCGUGAGAAUCAGACCGCUUCGGGGCUUGGAAUUCCAUAUGUUCUUGUGACGGAUUCAGUUAAUGGAGUCUACUUGUUCAAUGGGACUUUGUUCCCUGCUACACUAUCCAUGGCAUCGUCGUUUAAUGUACCGCUUUAUGGCGAGGUUAUUGCCUCGAUCCGAGAAGAGUGCAGAGCAAUUGGUAUCAAUUGGGUUCUAUCACCGGAGUUGGAUGUUGUGACGGAUCCCCGUUAUGGCCGAGUGGGUGAAACAUAUGGUGAAGAUCCCUAUUUGAACGGAGAAUUUGGCUUGAAAUACGUCCAAACUAUGCAAGACAAAGAUGAAAAUGGGUUCAUGAAAGUCGCUGCCACAAUUAAGCAUUUUGUUUAUGGCUGGGAGACUGGCGGUGUCAAUACGGCGCAUCAGUAUGGGGGAAUUAAUCAUAUCUUUAAUGACAUGCUGCCUCCAUUCAUCAAGGUUAUCUCCGAGGGGAAGCCUGCUUCUUUGAUGGCUGCUUAUGCUAGUCUUGAUCGUGUCCCUAUGUCCGCGAACAAGUUCAUGCUUCAACGGGUUCUCCGGGAAGAUCUCAAGUUCGAGGGGAUUAUCAUGUCUGAUGCUGGCGCAUUGAAUGAUCUAUCACGCGAAUUUCGAAUCGCUCAGUCUUCUCAAGAUGCCGCGAUCUUGGCUGUCAAGGCCGGUAUGCAGAUGGAACUUUCGCCUGGGGAAGAGUCUGCCACACAGACGCUGGUCAAUGUGACAGACAGCGAGAUUACAGCGCUGGUCUCGAAUGCGACUUUGAAAAUCCUCGAGCUUAAAUUCAGCCUUGGUCUCUUUGAUUCGCCACUCCCCUCGGUUGAAAAUGCGUCAAAGACCCUACGUGCACCAGCCCACCUUGAAGCAGCUCGGAAUAUCUCCCGAGAAUCUAUCGUUCUGCUCCAGAAUGACGGUAUUCUCCCUUUGCAGAACAAAUCCCAUACCAUCGCUGUACUAGGACCCUACGCCUCAAUCAUCGACCCAGGCUCCUACGCAGCCCACAGCACUGCCGACAAAACCCAUGGCAACUCCCUCCUCCAAAGUCUCCAACACGCCUUUGGCUCCAAAAUUAUUUGCGAACCAGGCGUAGAUUUCCUCGAUCAAUCAAACCACACCGGUAUCUCCCGCGCAGUAACAGCUGCCAAAUCCGCCGACCUAGCCAUCCUAUCCGUCGGCUCAUUAUCCGUGUACGCCAGCGAUCCCCUCGACGACAAGCGCACCGACGGAGAAUUCUAUACGCACGCCGACCUAGGCUUCCCGGGCCUCCAACAAGACCUCAUCGAUGCAGUCCUCGACACAGGCGUUCCCACCAUCAUAAUCCUCAGCGGUGGACAGGCAUUCGUCCUAAAUAACUCCACCCUCCGCGCAAAUGCAAUCCUACACACCUUCCUCGCAGGUGAAUACACCGCCGACUCUGUCGUCGAGAUCCUAUCCGGAAAGAUAAACCCCAGCGGCAAGCUGCCCAUCAGUCUACCGCAGGCAAAUGGCGCAUUUCCCGUCGCGUAUAACUGGCUCCCGUCUGAUAAUCACGGAGGCAGUUCGGGAAGUCCGAUCUAUGGAUCGGCGGCUUGGCAGUUCCCCGCUCUCACGAUCGACCCACCGAUGGCAUUUGGAUUUGGGCUAAGUUAUACUAGCUUUAGUAUGACGGGCGUUGAGAUCAAGGAGGCCGAUACUUCAUUUGAGGUUUCGGUUAAUGUGACAAAUACGGGUCCUGUGCUUGGACAGGAGGUCGUGCAGCUUUAUUUUCGACAGAGUUGGUCGACCAUUGAGUUGCCUGUUAAGCGGCUGAUCCGCUUUACUAAAGUUUGUCUUGGAGCUGGUCGGUCGGAGCUGGUCACUUUUGUUGUUCCGCGAGAGGAGAUGGGGUAUUAUUUGGAUAUGGAGUGGGUGGUGGAGAAGGGAAGUUAUACUUUCUAUGUUGGGUCGAGUUCGAAAGAUGAGGAUUUGCAGGCGCGGAAUGUAACGAUUGGGUAA